GCGAAUGUAUCCGUGAAUGUCUCCGUACUACGCAUAUAUCAUACCUAUCUUUCUAGCUGUUUUCCUACCAGUUUUUCUCGAAUAUGGCUAGCAUCUAUACACCCUCAUCGUUAGGUAAUAUUCUACGAUCACGGCUAUCACUAAUCCCACCCCAUCUACUUCGUCGAAAUUAGAGAAAUGGCAACAGAUUCCUUUGGUGAUACCAACCGCCAUUUUUGGAACAAAAAUGCAAAGAGUGCCUUCACCCAGGAAUGGGCCCUCGCGCUAUCGGAGCAACUGCGUGACUGUCUUCUAUCGAGCAUCGACUGGAUAGAUAUUCGUAAAUCGUCCAGCAAUGAGACGCCGGUCAAGAUAAUCGACUACGCCUGCGGCAACGGCUUAGUUUCGCGGACUCUCGUCGACUUCGCUGACGUUAUCCGUGGCGUUGAUGUCUCAGAUGCCAUGGUCGACCAGUACAACGAUCUGAGGCGCCAAUCUGGCAUUUCCCCUGAACGCAUGCACGCUGUCUGCGGCAAUUUCCUCGAUUCCGGCCACAACGAUGCCAUUGCAGGGCCCGACUUUUACGAGGCGGACGCCAUCAUCAUGUCCAUGGCCCUGCAUCAUUGCGGAGAUCCGCAAGCCAUGCUCUCCAAGAUGGUUGAUCGUCUGCGGAGUAACGGGGUGCUGGUGAUGCUUGAUUGGGCGGACUCUGCAUCAGGCCAUGCAGCAGGCGCAUCUUCGCAUGCACACGGCCAUGAUAUUAUGGGUAACUCUGAUGCCAGUCAUACCAUCAGCAAAUCCAGCUUUUCGGCCGGCGACAUGAAGCAGCUCUUUUCGGGCGCGGGUUGCAACCCGGACACCGUUGGCUUCCGUCCCUACAAAGAGACAAGCCAUAUUCCCGAGUCGGUCGCGAAAGUGAAGGGCGGUGUAGAUAUGACUUUCUUCAUUGCAAAAGCUAGGAAGCCGUAAACAUCCAGGGGGAAUAGGGGGAAAAUGGUGAGGCCAAAGGCUGAAAUGAAUGGCAGAUGUAGAUUUCUUACCCCUUUUAGUCUUUAGUUCGUAGUCAAGGGUACUGAGCUUACCUAGGGUUGGUAAUUAACCUAAAGUCUUCCCA
Hypoxylon fragiforme is the source of this 1093-nucleotide messenger RNA. Its product is annotated as S-adenosyl-L-methionine-dependent methyltransferase. NCBI's taxonomy places the organism in Eukaryota, Fungi, Ascomycota, Sordariomycetes, Xylariales, Hypoxylaceae. Gene Ontology annotation, molecular function: methyltransferase activity. Bases 178 to 948 code for a protein of 256 amino acids. The transcript is spliced from 2 exons. The record is from RefSeq and is a predicted model, not a curated record.